GAGAUCCGGGGUCGUCCGGAGCCCUUCGUGAGCGCUCGCGCGCCCGCUGUCUCCCCUCAGGGACCGAGGCCGCGGCCCGGGGAGGAGCGGGCGGCGGGGGCCGGGUCGUCUGUCGCUGCGCUCUGCCUGGGGCGGCGCUGCCCGGGUGCCCUGGACCCUCUCAGCUGCUGCCGGAGCCUCCGGGAGAGUCCAGCUUCCCACGGAGCCCGGCGGAGGAGCUGUGAGGACCGCGGGCCGGUGCGCCGAAGCCCCCAGUGGUGUGCAACUGCGAUUUUAAAUAUGAUUUUCCAUGUGUCUGUGUAUUUACUUCCUUCCUUAGAGAGGGAGCGUGCCACAGCUUGUGCGUGGAGGAGGUCAGAAGACAACCUGUGGGAUUCAGGGAGACUGGAACUCAGGCGUUCAGGCUGGGCGCAGUCACCUUUGCCCGCUGAACCACCUUGAUCAAGUGUUUAUUGGUCACUAUCUUCGUGAACGCGGGAAAAGAGACUUUGUGAAGGCUCUUGCAGAGGAGCAACGUUUACUAAUAUUUAAACCUUUUGGAGCGGGAACCUGUCGGGUGGGGGUUUAAUGCCUGUGUACGGAAACAAUUAUAGUAAGGUAGACAUCAGAGUUACCAGACCCUUCUGAGGGUGGUGGUCAGUCAAGACACAGCGUUCAUCAGAGAGUCCAGAGAUCCUUAAAAUUUGCUUUACUGGGAAGCCCAUCACCACAGGCAGCUUUGUGAAGGUGACAGGACUCCACAACCUGGAAGUUGCUGGAAAUAGAGAAUGUGGGCUUUCCUAACCAUCUGCCAUGAGUGAGCUGAGGCAUGGAUGACUUGGUAACCUGGAGGCUUACUCUGCCAGUUAAUAGGAAGUAGGUAGAAAAUCCAGGUCUGUGUGCACAGACCUGGAAUGCCAGCACUUGGGGCUGAUGGGAAAGCUGAGGAAGCCAUGUGACUUCCCAUUGACUGUCCCAGCACAGCUCUCAUGAAAGCUUUUCCUCCCCCAGCUUGCUUGCCAGAGCCCUCCCAGCACAGCUCUCAUGAAAGCUUUUCCUCCCCCAGCUUGCUUGCCAGAGCCCUGCCUUGUCUCAAAGAGAAGAGAAAGAACCAUGACUAAGUUACAGGAGGCAGUGACGUUUAGGGAUGUGGCCGUGGUCUUCAGUGAGGAGGAGCUAGAGCUCCUGGAUGCUGCCCAGAGGAAGCUGUACCAUGACGUGAUGCUGGAGAACUUCAGAAACCUUCUGUCAGUGGGAGCCCAGAGUCCAAAGAAGAUGGAGUGUCUUCGUGAGGCAUUAAUAAGGUGCCUUUCACUGGGGCGUCUUCCAUGCUGGCAAAUGGCAAACCAUGAUGUCAACAAACUGGCCAGAACUCAAGCUGUCAUAAACACUCAAGGAAAAGGUUCUCACUUCUUGGAGCAAUGUCAUUCCUCCUGCCACAUGGGAGUGGAAGAGCCUUCCUGGGCCUCAGAGUAUGACAGCUAUCUUGAGAGUCUCACAAACGCCCUUUCCAGUGUUACUGAAUAUGAGGAAUUUCUGUCUGUCAGAGCUCAGCAUUCUUGGAGUAAAACACAUCUUAGUGAGAGACAGAACCAUCAGAAACACUGUCCACAGACUUCGGUGAAAAGUAGUGCAUUGCUGUUGGCUUCGGAUGUUGACAUUCCAACUUGCACGUCCCACCACAAUAACAAUAUACUCCUUAAAAGAGAGAAAGCCCAAAGAAACAGUGACUGUGAUAAAGUCAUCUUUCAUGUAUCACCCCUCACUCAGCAUAGUGUUUACACAGAACACAAGACCUACCAGUGCAGCAAGGGCCAAGAAGUCUUCACUGACAGCCCUGGCCUAGAACUCCAUCAGCAGGUCCUCUUAGGAAAGGAGUCCCCUGUAUGUAGUACACACGUGGACACAAAGCAUAACUCCAUUGUCCCCAUUCAACAAAGUGCUCUUCCUGGAAAAAAACGCUACUGGUGUCACGACUGUGGCAAGAGUUUCAGUCAGAGCUCAAACCUUCAGAAUCACCAGAGAGUACACACGGGUGAGAAGCCCUACCGAUGUGACACCUGUGGGAAAGGCUUCAGCCGCAAGUGGGAUCUCAAAAUCCACAGCCGAGUGCACACAGGAGAGAAACCUUACAAGUGUAAGGUGUGUGGGAAGGGCUUCACAAAGUGGGAGCACCGCCAGAUCCAUGAGAGAACUCACACAGGAGAGAAGCCAUAUAAGUGUGGCGACUGUGGCAAAUGCUUCACUUAUAGCUCCAACCUUCACAGGCACCAGAGAGUCCACACUGAGGAGAAACCCUACAAGUGUGAUGAGUGUGGGAAGCGCUUUCGCUCAAAUUCCAACCUUCACAGCCAUCAGCAGGUCCACACAGGAGAGAAGCCAUAUAAAUGUGAAGAAUGCGAUAAGGGUUUCAGUUCAGUGUCAAACUUCCGAAGCCACCAGCGGGUCCAUACAGGAGAAAAGCCAUUUUCCUGUAAUGUGUGUGGGAAACGCUUCAGUUUGAGCUCAAAUUUUCAAGCCCAUCAGAGAGUUCACUCUGGGGAGAAACCAUACAGAUGUGAUGUGUGUGGGAAGCACUUCACCUGGAGAUUGAGCCUUCACAGUCACCAGAGUGUCCACACAGGAGAGAAACCCUAUAAAUGUGAGGAGUGUGGGAAAGGCUUCAGUCAUGCCUCCAGUUUACAGGCUCAUCGCAGCAUCCACACUGGCAAGAAACCAUUCAAAUGCAAUGAGUGCCAGAAGUGGUUCAGUAAGGCCUCGAACCUCCAGUCCCACCAGAGGGUGCACACGGGAGAAAAGCCCUACAAAUGUCACACGUGUGGAAAAGCCUUUAGCCAGAGGUCCUAUGUCCAAAUCCAUCAGGUAAUUCACACUGGAGAGAAGCCAUUCAAGUGUAAGGUGUGUGGGAAGCAAUUCAAAUGGAGCUCAGAGCUUAGUGCUCACAGGAGGGUCCACAUAGGGGAGCAACCCUACAUGUGUCAGCAAUGUGGGAAAGCCUUCAGUCAGGCCUCACACUUCCACAUGCACCAGAGGGUCCACACUGGGGAGAGGCCCUACAUCUGUGGCAUCUGCUAUAAGGGUUUCAGGCAGAAAUCACAUCUUGUCUACCACCAGAAGGUCCACACUGCAAAAAACCUCUAGGUUUGUUUUGCUCUCAGGUGGGCUGAUAAUAAUCAUGCUGCUGAUUAUUAAAGGCUCCCCCCAAAACUCAGAAGCUCUGUAGAGAGAAACUGUGUUUUGGUUAUUUUCCCCUCAACUCAUUUUCGUAUUUGGUUCAUUAUGCAAAAGGGUGAUUGUAUUUUAGAAUGGAUCUUAGCAUACAAAGUAAAAAAAAAAAUUAAAGACAUAGAAAUGGUUUCUGAUUUAAUUAUGAAGGAGAAAUUUAAAAAAAAAAAAUGAAGAAUUGUCAAUUGUCAGGAACAGACCCAACAGAAAUUGUAGUUUCUCAUAAUACUGAGAUUAUGUCAUUAUGCAUAAUCAAUGAAGAUUGACAGAGAGGUUGUAGAACUAAGAGAAAUUAACUAAUAUUCCAAAACCAAAUGACUUCAGUUUAUAAAAAGAACUAACUGAAUUCUCCCGCAGUAAAAAGAACACCAAUUCCUGAAGCACUCACAUUUAUAUUAACUGGUUAUAAGUCAGAAAAAAAAAAUAAAGUAAUUCAAAGCCCAUAUGUUUCAGUUUAGAGUUCUAUGCCAGUCUUAUGCUACUAUUAAAUUUUCCUGAGUCUCUUAAUAUGGUUACUAACUCUCAAUAUGCAGAAAGAGUUGCUUUGCAUAUAAAAACGGCUGAAGUUAUUCAGGAUGAUUCAAGAUUGACUUCACUGUUUAUUCAAGUACAAGUGAUCAGAAUAAAAAUUGUAUAUAACAUAUCAGAUCCCAUAUGUGUCUAAUAGGCCUUCUAGUAUAGGGUGAUGAUGGAAUUGAUAAACUAUUAAUAAGAAAUGUGCUAGUGUCAGAAUUUCACAAGAAACACCAUGUUAACAGCAAAGGUUUAAAAGGGGAUGUUUUUUAUUCUCACUUGGCAACAAGCCAAGGAAUUUAUAAGAAAAUAUCCUAUUUAUAAUGAAAUUCCAUUACCUGCAGGGAAUAACCCAGAAGGUACCCAAAGAAAUGGUGUUUGGCAAAUGGAUGUGUUCUGUUUUGCAGAGUGGAAAAUUAAAAUGUGUGUGCCAUACCAUAGACACAUAUUCAGGAAUUCAAUGGCAACUGCUUUAAGUUCUGAAAAGCUGAUUCUGUAGUUAACGCAUUUCUUGGAUGCUAUGCUAUGGCAAUUAUAAGAAGAAAUACUUGUACUGAUUAAAACUGACAGUGCUUCAGCAUAUGUCUCUAGUAUAACGGAGCAGUUUCUGCAUAUCAUAUUAUAGGUAUAACACAACCUUGAUCAAAAAACCAUUGUUGACAGAUCUAAUCAUACUUUAAAAGAUGCUUAACCAACAAAAAGGUAUAACAGACUCUCAGAGAUAGAUUAUGUAAUGCUUUAGGAACUUUAUAUUUUUAAGUGAUGAACAAACAAAUAACAGCCUCUGAGAGACAUUGGCUUAUUAAAAAAAACAAAACAAAAACAAAAACCUGAACUAAAUCAGCCUGUUUAUGUUAAGGUUGUCCUAACUUCAGAAUGGAAGACAGGAAAUGUAUUACACUGGAGAAAUGUCUCUGUAUUUGUUUCAUCAGGAGGGGAACAAAAAUCCAAAACAAACAAACAAAACAAACAAACAAAAAACCACCAAAACAAUAACAAACAAACCCGGUUUCAUCCA
Meriones unguiculatus (Mongolian gerbil) is the source of this 4735-nucleotide messenger RNA. Its product is annotated as zinc finger protein 235-like. The transcript has 3 exons. Gene Ontology annotation, molecular function: RNA polymerase II cis-regulatory region sequence-specific DNA binding; DNA-binding transcription factor activity, RNA polymerase II-specific. Lineage: Eukaryota; Metazoa; Chordata; Mammalia; Rodentia; Muridae. Gene Ontology annotation, biological process: regulation of transcription by RNA polymerase II. The coding region runs from base 1024 to 3120 and encodes 698 amino acids. The record is from RefSeq and is a predicted model, not a curated record.